UUUAAAAUCUUUUAACAUUCAUGAGAUGGGUGAAACUAUUCGGCUGCCAACUGGCAGAAAUUCAGAAACAAUUCAAGGUGUUCAAUUACAAGAAGUUUUUCAGCAUGGGACGAUAGGCGAUUUUAUUGGCUCUUCUUUGGAAGGUGUAGAUUCUGGAUUUAUUCGUUGUGUAUAUAAUGCAAAGAAUCAAAGUGGUAAUACAGUUACCCUGCUCUGUGAGAAAAUGGAAGGUUGUUGUGUAACAGGUUGCUGCCCUAAAGAUCAAUUUUGGAUUUUCCCACUUGUUUGUUUUCUCAUCUUUGUACUUGUCGUUUUUUGUGUUGGCACUGUUUCAAUUAUAAUAUGCUUUCAACGUACAAAAGGCAAGCAAAGGCGGACAGAAAAAGAGAUUUAUUCACAAAAUAGAGCUUCAGAGGUAGGAGCAGGUCCCCAUGGCAGUAAUCGACCAGUAGGGUCAAGUCAACCACCUCCGCAACAAAACAAUUAUGGCACAGGCCGAUUCCCAAAAACAAUUCCAAAUAAUCCCCCUCAACAACAGGAUCAAUUUCAAGAGGCCAUUCAUUACCAACAAAGGCAUUUACCACCAAGAAGCCAUCACCAAACACAAUAUUUUACAUCACAUAGAUUUUAA
Messenger RNA from Meloidogyne enterolobii, 631 nucleotides. The record is from the annotation of a GenBank genome assembly. NCBI's taxonomy places the organism in Eukaryota, Metazoa, Nematoda, Chromadorea, Rhabditida, Meloidogynidae.